Messenger RNA from Carcharodon carcharias (great white shark), 2514 nucleotides. Its product is annotated as patched domain-containing protein 3-like. The coding region runs from base 1 to 2514 and encodes 837 amino acids. NCBI's taxonomy places the organism in Eukaryota, Metazoa, Chordata, Chondrichthyes, Lamniformes, Lamnidae. The transcript has 4 exons. Gene Ontology annotation, cellular component: membrane. The record is from RefSeq and is a predicted model, not a curated record.
AUGGUUCAUAUUCAAACGGAUUGCCUUGAGAAACUUCUCAACAAGGCUUUCGAGAAACUUGGAAUUUGCGUGGGUCAGUACCCGUGGUGUUUCUUGAUCGUUCCUGUCAUCGUUUCUGCAGGACUGGGGUCAGGGUUCAUGAAUGUUAAGAAAUUGGAAGCAAAUGAUAUGGAAGAGCAAUUUACUCCUUCUAACGGUCAAGCAAAAAUAGAAAGAGCGUUUAUUCAGAAACAUUUUUCGACCGAUUAUUCGCACUUCUCGCCGGCCAGGCUUUCCACGGAGGGGAUGUAUGUUUCUUUCAUUGCUGUUUCAAAGGGUGGUAACAUCCUUACCAAAAGAGCAUUCGAAGAAAUUUUAUCACUUGAUAAACUGGUCAACGAUUUAAAGUUUUCUCACAAUAACGUUCAGUAUAACUACUCAAACCUUUGUGCAAAAGUAGGUAAUUCAUGCUUUCCAAAUCCCCUUUUAGAUCUUAUAAAGCACGAUCCUAAUCUAGUAGAGAGCACUGCGUUUACUUAUCCUAGAUUUAAUGGAAGUUUCAUUGGUACGAAUUUGGGAGGAGUUACGUUAGAUUCAGGUUAUGUUAAAGAGGCGCAUUCUGUGAAGUCUACUUAUUAUUUAAGAGAAGACACGGAACAAGAUAAAGUACUUUCUGAGCAAUUGAUUGCUACGUAUAUCCAAGAAUUUCCAAAGAACUUUUCAACUUUGAAGUGGAUUAAGGUCUCACAUAUCACUUCCAUGUCAAGACAGGAGCAGUUUGAAAAAAAUGGCAAAACAAUAAUUCCACUUUUUUCAAUCACUUACUUCCUUACAAUAAACUUUGCUGUUGUAAGUUGUAUGAGGCUUGACUGCGUGAGGAAUAAGGUCUGGGUUUCUUUUCUGGGUGUCAUAUCAGCUGGACUCGCUGUUCUAGCAGGCUUUGGACUGUUGCUGCAUUGUGGGGUGUCAUUUGCUAUCAAUACUGCUAAUUCACCCUUUUUGAUUCUAGGUAUCGGUGUAGAUGAUAUGUUCAUUAUGCUCUCAAGUUGGCAGAAAACAAAUGUUGAAGACAAUAUUGAAGACCGCAUGGGGGACACAUAUGCUAAAGCAGCCACCUCCAUUACAAUCACCACUCUGACUGAUGUUUUAGCCUUUUAUACUGGCUGCUUGACAUUUUUUCCAUCUGUGCAGUCAUUUUGUGUUUACACAGGUACGACUGUUCUGCUCUGCUUCAUUUACAACAUUACAUUUUUUGGAGCUGUGCUCGCAUUGAAUGGAAGAAGAGAAGGCACUAAUAGACAUUGGCUGACAUUCAAGAAAGUUGAAAAUUAUCAUGAACCAGGAGAAUCUAAAUGCUAUGCAAUGUGCUGUGUAGGUGGGGCUUAUGAUGAGGAAACUGGUACAGAACUAGAACACCCAAUGUCUAGUUUUAUCCAUAAUUAUUAUGGUCCAUUUCUUACCAAUUGUUGGACCAAGGGAGUUUUGGUGGUCCUGUAUAUAGGAUAUUUGGCCAUCAGUAUUUAUGGCUGUUUAAACAUCAAAGAAGGAAUUGAUAUCAGAAAUCUGGUCAAUGAUUAUUCAUAUGUGAUUACAUUCUAUGAUGAUCAAAGUGAUUUUUUCACGAAGUAUGGACCACGAGUCAUGGUUUCUGUCACUGAAUCUGUGGAAUAUUGGAAUUCCACCAUUCAGGAUGAAAUUGACAUUUGUAUGGUUAGAUUUGAACAGGUCCCUUAUGUAGAUCGCGAGCUGUCAGAGUCAUGGCUUCGUACAUAUAUUAACAUUUCCAAACAGGUGCAGAUGGAUAUAAAGGAGAAAAAUACAUUCAUAGGAAAUUUAUCUAAAAUGUUUCAAUUUGCUCCUUUAUUUAAACAAGACAUUAAAUUUUCAGAUAGUAACCAAACGAUUAUAGCCUCACGUUUUUUCAUUCAGACCAUAAAUGUCAAUAAUUCAGUUGCUGAGAAAAACUUGCUGAUUGAAUUAAGAAAGCUGGCACAGGAAUGUAAAAUCCCUUUGCUAGUGUAUCAUCCUGCGUUCAUCUAUUUUGAUCAAUAUCUUGUUAUCAUAUCCAACACAAUACAGAAUGUUGCUGUGGCUGCUGGUGCAAUGUUGAUCGUUGCCUUAUUGUUAAUACCUAAUCCAGUAUGCUCUCUGUGGGUAACAUUUUCUAUUGCAUCAGUUUUAGUGGGUGUGGCUGGUUUCAUGACUUUCUGGGGUGUCAAUUUAGAUUCUAUAUCUAUGAUUAAUCUGGUCAUUUGCAUUGGUUUUUCAGUAGAUUUUACAGCUCAUAUUUCAUAUGCUUUUGUUUCAAGUGACAGCGAAAGUGCCAAUGACCGAUGUAUUGAUGCAUUGUAUAAUCUAGGAUAUCCUAUUUUGCAGGGUGCUCUUUCAACUAUAAUAGGUGUCGUUGCAUUGGCUGGUGCAGCAAGUUACAUAUUCAGGACAUUUUUCAAAAUCAUAUUUCUUGUCAUAUCUUUUGGUACAAUUCAUGGAGUUAUGUUUAUGCCAAUAUUUAUGACAUUUUUUCAUAUCUGUUAA